Messenger RNA from Propithecus coquereli (Coquerel's sifaka), 887 nucleotides. It is a transcript of the gene RMDN1, whose product is annotated as regulator of microtubule dynamics 1. Lineage: Eukaryota; Metazoa; Chordata; Mammalia; Primates; Indriidae. The transcript has 9 exons. Gene Ontology annotation, molecular function: microtubule binding. Bases 82 to 786 code for a protein of 234 amino acids. Gene Ontology annotation, cellular component: spindle microtubule; cytoplasm; mitotic spindle pole. The record is from RefSeq and is a predicted model, not a curated record.
GGAAGGACUGCGGCUUCCUUAACCUGGCCCGCCUUGGUAGCCGCUCAAAGGCGUAAAGUGUCAGCCUGCGAGUUGCAGGCCAUGGCGCUGGCCGCUCGACUAUGGCGCUUCGUCCCUUUGAGACGUGGAGCCGCCCCGGGGUCUUGGCUCCCGACGGGGACUUCCGGCAGCCGCGGACAGUGCGGCCCCGGGCGAUUCCGCGUCUCUGAGGUAAUGAGAAACCCAGGAACUUUCAAAAGAGGCCUUUUAGCCUCAGCCUUGUCUUAUCUGGGUUUUGAAACUUAUCAAGUCAUUUCUCAGGCUGCUGUGGUUCAUGCUACAGCCAAAGUUGAAGAAAUUCUUGAACAAGCAGACUACCUAUAUGAAAGUGGAGAAACAGAAAAACUUUAUCAGUUGCUAACCCAAUACAAGGAAAGGCAAUGGUAUGCAAUCUGCAUUAGCGAUGUUGGAGAUUAUGAAGGCAUCAAGGUUAAAAUUGCAAAUGCAUACAUUAUCAAGGAACAUUUUGAGAAAGCAAUUGAACUGAACCCUAAAGAUGCCACCUCAAUUCACCUUAUGGGUAUUUGUCUGACUUCAAUAGUAUGUCUGGCAAAUUACUUUUUGGAUCCAAACUUCUAUAGCAAAAACUUGCUUCUUUUAGGAAAAACAUACUUGAAACUACACAACAAAAAGCUUGCUGCUUUCUGGCUAAUGAAAGCCAAGGACUAUCCGGCACACACGGAGGAGGAUAAACAGGUACACACAGAAGCUGCUCAGUUGCUUACAAGUUUGAGUGACAAGAAUUGAGAACUUUUGAGAGAAGAAAAUACAUGAAACAUGAUAAACACUGCCUUUUCAUUGAAUUAUAAAGAUAAUAUAUUAACCAUAACUGUUCUUUGGCCGUUUUU